GAGGAGGACGACCCGAUGGCCGACCCGAAGCAGGCUACACUGGCGCGCCUGCGUCUGGCGCGCCUGGCAGAGCUGUGCGAGGAGCGCGACAUCGACACCAAGGGCAAGAAGGCCUUCCUGAUCGACCGCCUGCUGCAGCACCACCGUGCGCGCACGGCCGCUGCGGCGCCCUCGUCGCAGGCCACGGCGGGCAAGAAGGGCAAGGGCAAGGUGCGUCCCGUCGUCGCCAAUGCGCCGGGGCGCAAGCGCAGCGCGGCACAUGUGCCACUGCUGCUGCGCUCGCACUCGCGCCAGACGCUGGCGUCGAAGCCGGACAGCCCCGCGCUGGACCCGUGCAACCCCGAUGCGGCGCCCGCCGAGGCCGUCGACGAGCUCAACGGGCUGGACCUCGAGUCGCUGAACCUGCUCGACAAGGAGAUCCCGCCGCACCGCCUCGAGAAGCUCGAGAAGAUCGGCUCGGGCGGCUUCAAGGACGUGUACGUCGGCAAGUACUUCCACCAGAAGUCGCGCGCGCAGAAGGUGGCCAUCGCCGACAUCCGCGACGACCUGACGGAGAUGGACAUCAAGGAGCUCUCGCUGCUGCGCGACCUGCGCCACGAGAACAUUGUGCGCUUCAUCGGCGUCUCGAUUCCCGAUGCGCCGCGCCACGUGCCGUGCAUGAUCGUCUCGGAGCUCUGCACCAACGGCGACCUCUUCGACUACAUCCGCAACGUGCCUGCGCCGUCGAACGACGACAUUUUCCGCAUCAUGCUCGAGACGGCGCGCGGCAUCGAGUACCUGCACGGCCGCGACCCGGCCAUCAUCCACCGCGACAUCAAGUCGACGAACAUCCUCAUCACGCGCGACCGCCACGCCAAGAUCAACGACUUUGGCCUUGCACGCGUCAAGAACACGCGGCGCUCCAUGAUGCGCUCGCUCGUCGGCACGGUCAACUGGCAGGCGGCCGAGCUGUGGCGCCCCAAGCCGCACUACAACGAGAAGGUCGACGUGUGGAGCGUGGCCAUGACGUUCUGGGAGACGCUGCAGUGGCACGAAAAGGUCAAGAAGUACCCGUUCGAAGGCAUGAACGAGCACCAGAUCUACCUCGAGGUCGGCGGCGACAAGCGUGUCCGCCCAAAGACCACCAACGUCCGCAAGCUCUUCGGCGACGGCAUCGUCGAGCUGCUGGAGCGCAUGUGGGACGCACAGCCGCGCCUGCGCCCGACCAUGUCCGACGUCUGCGCCGAGCUGGAGCGCCUCAUCGCCGAG
Molecule: messenger RNA, 1248 nt
Organism: Tilletiopsis washingtonensis
Lineage: Eukaryota; Fungi; Basidiomycota; Exobasidiomycetes; Entylomatales
Product: kinase-like protein
Exons: 5
Biological process (GO): protein phosphorylation
Molecular function (GO): ATP binding; protein kinase activity
Source: RefSeq, a predicted model, not a curated record